Molecule: messenger RNA, 339 nt
Organism: Metarhizium robertsii ARSEF 23
Lineage: Eukaryota; Fungi; Ascomycota; Sordariomycetes; Hypocreales; Clavicipitaceae
Product: sun
Exons: 3
Coding region: 1-339 (112 amino acids)
Source: RefSeq, a predicted model, not a curated record
AUGUCGUCGGAAAAUACGGGAUUCCCAAGCUUACAACCGGCUUUCACUAUUAAGCACACACCCAUUGGUACUAUAAAGAGUCUCCCUGGGUUCAAGCCCAAAGUUGACGCCGAGAUUAUGUUUGGUGGUGACUGGCUGUAUUUCGACACCGACAAGUCUCGCACACGCAUUAACUUCAAGGUAAUUACAAAGACCAAGUCCGGCGCACCCUUCUCAUUCUACUACGCCGGAAUCGUCACCAUCGACGAAGCCAUCGGGAAGACUUUCGCUUACAGCCCCGAUUCCAAUACCAUUCCAUUUGGAAAUUCGAGUGGGUGCAAUAUUCAUCGCCUUCUAUAA